CGGAGCGGGGCUGCGCUCCGGGAAGGCGCGUCACUGGGGCGGGGGCCGCCCAGCAGCCAGCCACCGGCCCCGGAGUCGAGGACUCAGUCCGCGCCCUCCCGGGAUGGACGAUCUGGAUGCUCUCCUGGCUGAUCUGGAGACGACAACCUCCCAUAUCUCCAAGCGCCCAGUUCUCCUCACAGACUCCAGCAGUGCCCUGGCCCAGGACCGGGCCACAGAGCCCAAACCAGCUCCUCCACCUUACAACCCUCAGCAACAGGCUGGGACCACAGCCAUGCCUACUGAUCCACUCCCAGCAGCUGCCCUGCAGGGUGGCAGUGACAAGGAACACCUGUACAGCACGGUCUGCAAGCCACGCUCGCCCAAGCCGAAAGAAGGUGCCCCCCCACCCUUCUCCUCUUCCAGCGGGGUGCUGGGGGCUGGGCUCUGCGAACUGGACCGGCUCCUGCAGGAACUUAAUGCAACCCAGUUCAACAUCACAGAUGAAAUAAUGUCCCAGUUUCCAUCCAGCAAAAGCCCUGCUGGGGACAAGGGCAAAGACAGGCUGGAAGAUUCUGUAGAGGGUGGUUCUUUAUCACGGUCAGCAGCUCCUCCACCUGCGAAGCCAUCUGCCACAUCAGCCACCCUGGAGCUCGACAAACUCAUGGCGUCUCUGUCAGAUUUCCGGGUCCAGAGCAAUCUUCCCGGUGCCUCCACCAGCACGGUAUCACCGCCACCUGCUCCUGCCUGUGUGUCCUCCGCACAGCAGCCAGUAGUCUCGUCGGUCUGCCCCAGCCCCCCUGCCGCACCCCCACAGAUGUCGCCAGCCCAGCCGAGUGGGAAUCUGGACAGCAUGCUGGUGCUGCUGGAGUCGGACCUCAGCCGCCAGGGGAUCUCCACCACGGCCAAGGGUCUGUGUGCUUCCUGCCAGAAGCCAAUAGCAGGGCAGGUGGUCACAGCACUGGGAAGCACUUGGCAUCCAGAGCAUUUUGUCUGUACCCACUGCCAGAAGGAGAUGGGAGGCAGUAACUUCUUUGAGAAAGAUGGCACCCCUUACUGUGAGAGGGAUUACUUCCAGCUCUUCUCCCCCCGUUGUGGACUCUGCAACGAACCCAUCCUGGAUAAAAUGGUGACAGCGCUGGAUAAGAACUGGCACCCGGAGCACUUCUGCUGUGUCAAGUGUGGGCGGCCCUUUGGGGAGGAAGGCUUUCAUGAGAAGGACGGGAAGCAGUACUGCCGCCAGGACUUCUACGAGCUCUUCUCGACCCGCUGCCAGGGAUGCAACCAGGCCAUCCUGGAGAACUACAUCUCAGCCCUCAAUGCCCUGUGGCACCCGGAAUGCUUCGUUUGCAGGGAAUGCUAUACGCCGUUUGUGAACGGCAGUUUCUUUGAACAUGGCGGCCGCCCGUUCUGCGAGAUCCACUAUCACAAGCAGCGUGGCUCGCUCUGCUCGGGCUGCGAGAAGCCCAUCACCGGCCGCUGCAUCACCGCCAUGGCGCGCAAGUUCCACCCGGAGCACUUCGUCUGUGCCUUCUGCCUCAAGCAGCUCAACAAGGGCACCUUCAAGGAGCAGAACGACAAGCCGUACUGCCACCCUUGCUUCAUCAAGCUCUUUGGGUGACGAGGGGCGCCCUGGCCUUGGCCUUGCCGUGGCCAAGCCGCGCCGAUUGCCAGCAUGGGAAGAGGGGGGGCUCUGGGUCCCGCCUCCGACCAAGCCGGGCCCACUGCCCCUUGUGGGAGGGGGCUGUGCCUUAUGAGCUCCGCCCCCAUCGCUGGAGCCACCACACUGAUGCCAAAAACCACGCCUCUAGGUAAGAGCCACACGCAGAACAAGCGAGGUGAGGAGCAGGGUGCAUCUGCUCCUCCCGCUCUGCUCAGGAGCCUGUCACAGCAUGAGCAGCCUAUCACUAACCCCCCACCCCAUCACAUGCCAGUUUUAAGCCACACUCACACAAUGCCAGCACUUCAGACAGGAGGCAGUGCCUUAAGCCACAUCCACAAGACCAGCUGGCGGUCAGUCGUCUAGGCAGGAGGCAGGGCAUGAAAGAUGCCUCACCUCACCUUUGCUCCCUCAAGUCUCUCUCCACAGUUGCUGCCCAGGAGGGAGGGAUGGGCAUUUCCUCUUCACACAGCCCCUCUAAGCCAUAAAGCCAUUCAGCAGGGAGAGGGGUGUGAGGAAAGCCCUUUUGCCUCCAGGUUAUUUGGAAUCUUUUUGUAUUCUUGCCACAAUAUACAUGCCUGGGGAGGGCACAGGGCACUCCAGGCCUGCAUUAAAACACUAAUGAUCUUGAUCUAGAAGUCACAAUGGUUCUGUUUUGAAAAGGGAGGGGCAAUAGUAUCCCCUUGGUCUAUCCCUUUUUGGCAAAACGUUGGGUCAGCCUUUGUCAACUUGGUGCCCCCUUGAUGUCUUGGACUUGGACUUCCACUAGUCCCAUAUGGCAUGGCCAACAUCAGGAAUGCUGGAAGUUGUCAACCAAGCUACGAGGACGGCAUCAGGCUGGGGAAGGUUGCUUUAGGGUGAGCUCACACACAUCCAUCUUUGCUUCAGUCUGAAGGAUUGUAAGAGGUUUGCUGUGGGGUUUGGGAUGUGCCUCUUCCCCAGAGGGGAGGACAGGGGCAAUUUGUGGUAGGGGUGGGGUGGGGUCUCCUUCUGGUUGGGGCUUUCGGGAGGUGACUGGCUGGUGCUGAAAGAAGGACGCUGCAUCCGCCCUCCCCACUUGCAUGUUGUGAUGGAAAAAUUUCCCGGAUUGCAAAUGAAGCAGUCAUUUUGUCCUUUAAACUGGGGAAUUACGGGAGAAAAAUAUGCCUGAGCUUGCAGUUUUGAAUUACCAGGAACUCUCUCUCUUUUUUAACUGUGUAAACCCAAACUGAGGCUUUUAUUAGAUCACAUGUUAGGUCAGGAGUCUGAGGAAUGUGAGCUCUUCCUUCUGCCACCGGAUUUCUAUGCCAACUUUUUAACUUCUCACUGCUGUACAUUAUAUAAUAAAAUUCACAUUAAACAAA
Varanus komodoensis (Komodo dragon) is the source of this 2982-nucleotide messenger RNA. It is a transcript of the gene TGFB1I1, whose product is annotated as transforming growth factor beta 1 induced transcript 1. Bases 104 to 1600 code for a protein of 498 amino acids. NCBI's taxonomy places the organism in Eukaryota, Metazoa, Chordata, Lepidosauria, Squamata, Varanidae. The record is from RefSeq and is a predicted model, not a curated record. The transcript is spliced from 11 exons.